GCUUCAUAGCCAGAUGCGGUUUAGUCGCGGUCCGUACGCAAACGGCGACGGUUCUUAUCGAUAAUUCGUCGAAAUUCAUUCGCGUCAGUGCACACCGGGAGAUCCGCGGGGGAGUAUUGUAUUUGUACCACUGAUUAAAAAAUAAUUGACGCUGCAGUCGCUUGAUGACCAUGACACACGAUUUGAAAAUAAUGAGGCCGGAAUAUCAAGCAACCAUGAUAAAAGCGUACAACGGCGCAUUGGUCUUGGCAAAUGUUUUACUACUUGUUUUGAAAAUUUUAUAUUACAUCUGCGAAAGUGUGUAUAAAUUUUUUGUGCCAACGGAAGAGAAAAGCGUGGUCGGGGAGAUCGUUUUGAUAACAGGCACGGGCCAUGGUAUCGGCAAGGAGUUAGCGCUCCGUUAUGCGUCUUUAGGCGCGACGGUGGUAUGUUGGGAUAUGAAUCAACAAGAAAACGAGGAGACAGUGAAGGAGAUUAAAAAGAUGGGCUCGUCGAGCACAGCGUAUGCGUACAAAUGCGACGUAUCGAAGAGAGAAGAAGUCUUCGAAGUAGCCGCUAAGGUCAAGAGAGAAGUCGGCGAUGUUACUAUCUUAGUUAACAAUGCCGGUAUAAUGCCUUGUCAUACUUUCCUCGAUCACACCACCGACGAGAUUAGACGAAUCUUCGAUGUCAACGUGUUAGCUCACUUCUGGAUACUGCAGGCAUUCCUACCAAGUAUGAUUGCAAAAAAUCACGGUCACGUAGUUGCGCUCUCGUCCUUGGCGGGCCUCGGUGGCCUUCCAAAUUUGGUUCCCUAUUGCGCCAGCAAGUUUGCAGUCAGAGGACUCAUGGAGGCGAUUAGCGAGGAACUACGAACAUCUACCAAAGGAAAAUCACAGAUCAAAUUCACUACCAUUUAUCCGUACAUGGUGGACACUGGGCUGUGCAAGAAGCCAAAAAUAAAGUACCCGCAUGCCAUGCCGUUGGUUUCACCGCAGCAAGCAGCCUCAGAAAUAAUCAGAGCACAGAGGCGAGGUUUUCGAGAGAAAACAAUACCCGCAUAUUUUCUGUCAUUAGGAACGGUGCUGAGGAAUUUCCCUGACAAUGCCUUAUUCAGCCUGACAGACUUCAUAGAAAGCGGUGUCGAGGCAGACAUUUAAUAACAAAUACGCGAGACAUUCGUCGUCGCGAAUUAAGUCGAGGCGAAUCCUGAAACACGUGUGAUUUGUGAAUAAAACUGUUUAUACGUGAUUUUUUCAUACAUUAUUGCGUUACUUACGGAUAGUCGAGCAAUGUGAACUGAGCCGUUCGCGAUUCUUAUAUCGCGCGUUUUUGUACUUUACGUUUAUUAUAUUAUGACAUAACUGUGUUUCAUAUAUACAUGUAGGAAAUAACAAAAGUGUUAAAGAAAAGGAUACAAUACAAUACGCUUCGAACGCAUCGAUGAAUCGUGGACAGCUCCGAUAUAUAUAAAUAAGUAUGUAAAUGUUAUAUGAUAAAUAAUGAUAAAUAAUGUCAUUAUAGGUCAACAAGACUUUGUACAAAUUUUGACAAAAGGUCGCAAUCUGUCAUUUCCUCGACGAUGUCGUGUGAAUUAAUAGCGGGCGCGACAAUUGUUUCAUUCUGUUAAUGACAGCGUAUUGGUAGAAUUCUUUUACAUUUGUACAACGAAAUAUUAAUGCGAUGAUAAAACGCACUGAUGUUAUUACAUGGGAAAUAAAAGGGUCACAACAACUU
This is a messenger RNA of Harpegnathos saltator (Jerdon's jumping ant), 1716 nucleotides long. Its product is annotated as short-chain dehydrogenase/reductase family 16C member 6. The record is from RefSeq and is a predicted model, not a curated record. Bases 165 to 1139 code for a protein of 324 amino acids. The transcript is spliced from 9 exons. Gene Ontology annotation, molecular function: oxidoreductase activity, acting on the CH-OH group of donors, NAD or NADP as acceptor. Gene Ontology annotation, cellular component: lipid droplet. Lineage: Eukaryota; Metazoa; Arthropoda; Insecta; Hymenoptera; Formicidae.